AUGAGUGAGAAAAAAUUUGAGAAAGAAGAAGAAAAAGCAAAUGCAAUGUGGGAUUGUGGAAGUCCUUUAUAUGAUUCAUAUGAAUUGGUCUCUCUUGAUCAUCAUAUCAACAAGAAUCUAAUGUCAUUUCCAUCUCACCAUGGAUCAAAGUUCACAAAUCCAAGACUUGUGCAUAAUUAUGAGGAUAUGAUCCAUGUGAAGGGAAAUAAUGUUGGAUCAUUAGAGAAAACUAAAGAGUUUAUUUGGCUCACAAGCUUUAACAAGUUUUUGUUGAAGAUAAUGAAGAAAGGAGAAAGAAGAACAAAGAAAUGA
Lathyrus sativus (Indian pea) is the source of this 312-nucleotide messenger RNA. The record is from the annotation of a GenBank genome assembly. NCBI's taxonomy places the organism in Eukaryota, Viridiplantae, Streptophyta, Magnoliopsida, Fabales, Fabaceae.